AUCAAACGGAUAGUGCAUCCUGCUAAAAGUUCAUCCGGAACACAAGACGCCAAAUCCUCGCCGUCUCUCUUCCCGCCUCGUUCCUCUCUCCAUUGCUCCAUCGCUGAGACUUCUCCUACGGCAUGGAGAAAGCCACCAAGAUCUCGCCUUUCCGUCUCUCCUCCCUCCUCCGCCUCGAGAAAAACGCUCGCCUCGCCCUCAAGCUCUUCAGGAACCCUAGGGCCACCGCGCCUGCGACGCCCCCGAAGCCGUUUCGCUACAGUGCUCGGUCUUACGACCUCAUCAUCUGCAAACUGGGCAGGGCGCGGAUGUUCGCCGAGAUGGAGGAGGUUCUCCACCAGAUGAGCCUCGAGACCCGGUUCACCACCAAGGAAGCCCUCUUCUGCCACGUUAUCUCCUUCUAUGGCCGGGCCCGCAUGCCCGGCCCCGCCCUCCACGCCUUCGACCGGAUCCCUUCCUUCCGGUGCCGGCGGACCAUCCGGUCCUUUAACUCCCUUCUCCACGCCAUGCUCAACUGCGGAGAGCUCGAAAGGGUCCAGUCCCUGUGGCGGGACCUCGACGAGCGCGAGUUCGUUCCGGAUGCGUGCACCUAUAACGUGUUGAUCCACGCCGCGACAUCGUCCGGGUCGCUGGGCGAAGCCUGGGACUUGUUCGACGAAAUGCGGAGGAAGGGGAUCCGGCCGAGCGUCGCCACUUUUGGGACUCUGGUCUCUGCUCUCUGCGCGAACUCGAAGCUAGAUGAAGCCUUUACGUUAAAAAAGGAGAUGCUGAAAUUGCACGGCGUGAAGCCUAAUGUUUACAUAUACACCUCUCUGAUAAAAGGGCUUUGCAAUACAAAUAAGUUGGAUCUCGCCCUCAAGCUUAAAGAGAAGAUACUCCUGGAGAAGGAUAUAAAGUUGGACUCAGCGAUGUAUUCUACUCUAAUCCGGGCGCUCUUUCGAGAUGGUAGGAAGGGGGAGGUGGUCAGGAUUCUGGAGGAGAUGAAGGAGAAGGGAAUAAAGCCCGACACCGUUACCUACAACGCAAUGAUCGCGGGGUUCUGUGAGGAUGAGAAGGACUUCGAUGCUGCAUUUGAGGUGCUGAACGAGAUGGCGAGAAACGGGCGCAAGCCUGAUGUGGUGAGCUAUAAUACGAUCAUCGCAGGGUUUUGCAAAGAGAGGAGGUGGAGGCAUGCGAGUGAGCUGCUCGAAGAUAUGCCGAGGAGGGAGUGCCGCCCUGAUGUGGUGAGCUACCGAACACUCUUCGAGGGGAUGUGCGAUGCGGGGGCGUUUGAGGAGGCGGGGUUGCUUUUGGAUGAGAUGGUGUUUAAAGGCUACGCGCCUGGAGCGGUGAGCGUGAGGAAGUUCGUGGAGGGACUCGGUGGAGAAGGGGCGGGUGAUCGGGCGGGGCCAGCUCUAUGUAGUUUGGCGAAGGUGAAAGCUGCGGGAGUAGAAGUGUGGGAGAAGGCGGUCGGGGACUCGGUGAAUGAGUCUGAGCUGUUGGAGGUAGUUAAGUUUAUGGAUCGCUUAAGAAUGGAUUAGAGGCCUGGAAAGCUUAUGGAUUGAUUGUUUGAGAAUGGUAGAAUUCCACAUGAACUUUGUCCAUGAAGAAGUUCUUCUUUCAUGCGUUAAUUCCAUUGGAUAUUGAGAUUUUGGGACCAGUUCCAGCAUUGGCCAAAGGACCGGCCAGCACUAAUGGCAUUGCCAAGUAUUUCGCCAUUAUCUUGAAGAAAAUGCUGAAUACCUGCAAUGCUUUUGAAAAAUUUGCAAGAUAUGUGGAACACGACAUGGAAAGAGGCUGAGCAUUUACAUGGUAAUGUUUUUUGAUGUAAAGAUAGAAGAACCCGUCGACCUUUUCGGCUUUUGUUAAGUUAGUGAUGAGAACAUGGGAGAAUUGGAGAAGGCCGUUAAACCAAGAAAUUUCAGAAAGGAAAAUGGUAGGAAAGAACAGAGGGUGAAGGAUAUUUAUAUAGUUCACAACACAUUGAAUUCCCAAACAAGCCUCUACAUCUUCUCUCUAAUAACUUGCUUCAGGAUGGUAAUCUAAGAAGGGAAGAAGAAGAAGAUAAGAUUUUUCCUUGCAACAGGUUUUGGCAGAUAAGAUGUUGGAAUUUCUAUCAAGCUAAACGGCCCAGAGCAUCACCUUAGUCGAGCUGCCCCAGGUCUGAUGCACACAAGGGGGGAGCGUGUAUAAUCUUGCAGAGGAAAGGAUGGAGGAGGAGGAUCGCGCUUCAAAGUUUAAUUAGGAACACCAAGAUGGAUGUUCGUGCUGAGUCUCAAGUGGCAUUGCAGAAAAAAGAGGAUGACGAUGGUGGAGAGCGUGGAGGGGGUGACAGUGGGGUGAUGCGAUGGCAGGGAGUGGAGAGGGCGGAGGUACAAUGGGGUGGCGAGGAGGAGGAAGAGAACACUACACUUCUGACUUGUGAGAAAGUGUUGCGUGUUACAAGGGGACGAACAACCUACUUUCAAAGGCAGACAAAUUCCAGUAGGAGAUAAUUGCUUAAAGAAGCUACUCCAAUAUGGAAUUAUAUGAUCUUUUACAUCAUUUUGUGUGUACAGUCAAAAUUGUGGGCCAAGACGACUUGGAGAAUAACAAACAAAUUGAAUGAAUGGUAGAAAAAAUAGUUCUCAGCAAUGGAUGCGAUCUCCAAAACUAUAAAGAACAGCAUACAGAAUUUAACGAACACGUUUGCUGGGAUCACUAGUCUAACAUCUUCUGAACCUUUGGCUUUCUGUUGCUUGCGCUACAAUUGUAUAGGGAAUCUGAAAUAAGGAUCAGAAAUCAAUGUUGUCUUUAAUUUGAAGGAGAUAAAGCUCACGGCAUGCUAUGCUGGAUGUGAAGGUUGUCUGCAAAGUGAACAGCAGUACUCCUGAGCUAUUUACAUUCAUGAAGUUGAGCGUGUAGAAGAAACCCGACUAUGAUGCAAGCCAUCUGAGCCAAAUGACAAAA
Molecule: messenger RNA, 2928 nt
Organism: Phoenix dactylifera (date palm)
Lineage: Eukaryota; Viridiplantae; Streptophyta; Magnoliopsida; Arecales; Arecaceae
Source: RefSeq, a predicted model, not a curated record